Messenger RNA from Paramecium sonneborni, 315 nucleotides. NCBI's taxonomy places the organism in Eukaryota, Ciliophora, Oligohymenophorea, Peniculida, Parameciidae. The record is from the annotation of a GenBank genome assembly.
AUGUAAAUCAGAUAUCUCUUAAUCACAACAAAAGGAAUGUAAAGACUCUCAUUCCCAAAAAUGUUGCUCAAUAAAUCUUGGUUCAUUUCUAAUCCAAUUUAGAAUAAUAUUUAAUUUAUUUCUAAUAUUGAAAUCAUUUCAAUGAUCAAAUGGAUUUUAUAAAAUACAAUUCCAAAUUAACAAACAAUAUUAUCAUCAAAUGAUUAAACUCAUUUAAAUAAUCAAAAUAUAAACUACUAAUAUUUAUGGAUCAUUUAUUUAAUUAAAUGGAUUUCAAAAUAAAAUUAAAUACUUAUCAAUUCUUAUUUAAUUUGA